ACACACACACACACACACACACAUACACAUACACAAACGCAUACACAUACACAUACACAUACACAUACACACACACACAAACUGACUGAAUGGCUGACUGACUGCUGCCGUCCUCCUUCCACCUUUUCCUCUUCUCUUGCUCUAUCCCUGCGCUAAUUCCACUCCCAUUCUUCUGCAGUCUCCCGCGCACAUACACGUACACACCGAUCCCCCUUUCUUCAUGGUCCAUCUUCCUAAAUGGAUAAAAUCCAGCCGCCAGACCCACUCAUCCUCUUCCUCCUCACCAUCUCCGCCUGAGACCCCAUCCCUCACAGCCCCUACCCUCUUCACACUUUUGUCUUCCAAGGCACGUCAAAAAGCGCCCCAGCGCCAACAGCGCAGGAUACUGUCUGCCGCACUUACCAUCCCAGAGGUCGUCCUAGCCAUCGCUGCAUUUCUCAAUCGUCCCUCUCUCCUCAGCUGUUCCUACGUUUGCAAGGACUGGUAUCUGAUCUUCCACCCCCUCCUUUUUCGCGUCGUUGAGGGCACUGACUUUGAUCAUCCGGAUUUCACCAGGGCCUUCAAAGACUAUACCCGUGCUGCAGCUUCGAUCGAGUGGAUCCAAGGGUCCUCAUUAGUCAUGCCCACAUCUAAGCAUCCCUGGUACCGACUCUUUUGCAAAAAGACCCUUAUCCCACCCAUCGUCACCAAUGAAAAGCUGUUCUCGCAGCUCGUUUCCAGCCUGCUGGCAGGUCCGACUCCCAAACUGAAGACGCUCUCUGUCAGGAUCCAUAAUCAUGACCCAAACCUUGUCCUGAACCUUUCUGCAAAAACCAUCUCCAAUCUACAGAUCAACACGAAGAGUUACCCUGGCAAGAAACCAAGGAUGUACAUGGAGGACAUCCUUCAAGCCUAUCCCAACCUCAUCCACUUGGUCCUGGAGGGACUCUUCUCACUGAGCUCACACCGUCUGGAGAACGAACAUUCGCACGGUGGAUCAUCGUCUUCCCCAUCAGUGCCUCCCGCUAUCUCUUCCUCCAAUGCAGCACUAUCAGUAUUACAUGUGCUUGGCGCAGGCUCAUCAUCGCAGAUGUCCCAGGCCUCAUAUCGCACCACUAGCAAUGACAACGCACAAGGAAAUGGGAUCAAGGACGAAGGCACAGUUCUUUCGUAUUCGAUCCGGACACUCAAGUUGCGUCUCGUCGACAUAUCUCAGGAAGGUCUGAUUGCGCUCUCGCCGCUGCUGCCAAACCUCACAAGUCUCCUAAUCGAAGAGUUCCUUGCGCCCAACAUGAUGGUUAAGAUUUAUCGCUGGACCUGGACUACCGAGUUUAUUCAUUCCCUCAAAGACGCUUUUCCUCACCUCCGCAGCCUACGCUUCGCCUUUCCGUUCGACAAUAUCAAGGAGGACACCAUCAUCGAGAUCUUGAGAUCCUUCCCGCUCCUGACGGAGGUGGGAUUCAGAAACUCUCAUUUUGGAAGGCGUGCUUUGGAGACACUGCAGGAGCACUGCAGACACGUCGUGAGCCUUGACAUCUCAUUCGCAUGCCCAGAGCGCGGUUUCAAGGGCGCGUUAAUUCGGUUCCUACAGACGUGGCCCCAGCUACGCGAGUUCAUCGCCGAUGGUAUGAUUUUCCAUCUUGACGAGCCUGAGGACGAUGGAGUGCUGAGAGUGCCCUGGGCAUGUACCAACCUGGAGAAGCUUGUCUGCGGGUUCCACGGGACGGAGCCGAUGAUAUUUGAGUACUUAUCCGCGUUUCCGAAGAUGUCCAACCUGACAAUCUCCUAUCCUCCCCUUUCCAUCUCCCCGGUCGAGUCAACGCUGGCUUGGAUAACAAAAUCAUCGAAAAUGGAGUACUUUUGGUUCGUACAGCACCGACAUCCCCCACUUGGCAAAUCCAGUGUCCGCUGGAUCCUCAAGCACUGGCCGAACUUGAAAAAGCUGCAUGUCGCUGGAGGGACGACCGAACAAAAGGAAACCGUGAAGCAGUGGUGUCGAGAUGCUCAUCGACUCAGUCUUGCCGUGGAGUAUGACCAUCGUAAAGUCCUAUAAUGAAUUCUUUAAAACCUUUG
Molecule: messenger RNA, 2052 nt
Organism: Gamsiella multidivaricata
Lineage: Eukaryota; Fungi; Mortierellomycota; Mortierellomycetes; Mortierellales; Mortierellaceae
Exons: 3
Coding region: 221-2032 (603 amino acids)
Molecular function (GO): protein binding
Source: RefSeq, a predicted model, not a curated record